This is a messenger RNA of Plasmopara halstedii, 375 nucleotides long. Its product is annotated as orm1-like protein. Bases 1 to 375 code for a protein of 124 amino acids. Gene Ontology annotation, cellular component: endoplasmic reticulum membrane. The record is from RefSeq and is a predicted model, not a curated record. The transcript is spliced from 2 exons. Lineage: Eukaryota; Oomycota; Peronosporomycetes; Peronosporales; Peronosporaceae. Gene Ontology annotation, biological process: negative regulation of ceramide biosynthetic process; ceramide metabolic process; intracellular sphingolipid homeostasis.
AUGCCCGUGAUAUUCCCCUCGCAUGGUGACGCUCUUACUGCGGUCAACGUAAUCCAUGGCGUGGUGUCGUUUGGUAUUAUGCAUUGGGUUAAGGGAUCGCCUGACGACAAUUCGAUGGGCGACUAUCGCGAGCUCACAUUCUACGAGCAGAUCGACCAGGGCCACCCAUGGACAAACACAAAAAAAUUUCUGAUGAUGAUCCCAACCUUCUUGUUUUUGGCUGCCUCGGUCGCUACGGAUUACAACACACGCCACUUACUCGUAAACUUUCCCAUUUGGGCCACGCUAAUUUUGGCCAAGCUACCUGAGCUCGAUCGCGUUCGAAUCUUUGGUAUCAACUCGACAGUUGGUAUUGACGACCACAAGAAAAAUUGA